AAUCGACCGAGGUUUAUUUAAUGCUCUACUUCCUGGGUUCUCGGAAGGAUAUCUAAUAUUCCUACUUUGAAAGUAGUGCCGGUAAGCUAAGAGAUCACCUUGAGCGGGUGGAUGUGCUAGCAGCGCAUCAGUCCUUGCCGUCUUGCAUCGAGAUAAGGACUACUUCAGCCAGCAACGCUCCCAUCAUGCCGCACAUGAAGCCUCAAGACAUGGGCUCCGCCUUCAUCCAGACGCAGCAGCUCAACGCCGCCAUGGCCGACACCUUCCUGGAGCACCUGUGCCUGCUGGACAUCGACUCGGAGCCCACCACCGCCCGCAACACGGGCAUCAUCUGCACCAUCGGACCCGCCUCCCGGUCCGUGGACAUGCUGAAGGAGAUGAUCAAAUCCGGGAUGAACAUCGCCCGCCUCAACUUCUCCCACGGAAAUCACGAGUACCACGCUCAGACCAUCAAGAACAUACGGGAGGCCACCGAGAGCUUCGAGCCGGGCAGCAUCCAGUACAGGCCCGUGGCCAUCGCCCUGGACACCAAGGGCCCAGAGAUCAGGACCGGGCUCAUCAAAGGGAGCGGCACCGCUGAAGUGGAGCUGGUGAAGGGAAACAUGAUCAAGCUCACCCUGGACGACUCCUUCAUGGAGAACUGCGACGACGAGACCCUCUGGCUGGACUACAAGAACAUCGUCAACGUCGUGCAGGUCGGAAGCAAGAUCUACAUCGACGACGGACUGAUGUCCCUGCAGGUCAAAGAGAUCGGCCCCGACUACCUGAACUGCGAGAUCGAGAACGGCGGCACCCUGGGCAGCAAGAAGGGCGUGAACCUGCCGGGCGCGGCCGUGGACCUGCCCGCCGUGUCCGAGAAGGACGUCCAGGACCUGCAGUUCGGCCUGGACCAGGGCGUGGACAUGGUGUUCGCCUCCUUCAUCCGCAAGGCCGCCGACGUGCAGGCCGUCCGCAAGGUGCUGGGCCAGAGGGGCAAGGACAUCAAGAUCAUCAGCAAGCUGGAGAACCACGAGGGCGUGCGCAGGUUCGAUGAGAUCAUGGACGCCAGCGAUGGCAUCAUGGUGGCCCGCGGGGACCUGGGCAUUGAGAUCCCCACAGAGAAAGUGUUCCUCGCACAGAAGAUGAUGAUUGGCCGCUGCAACAGGGCUGGCAAGCCAAUCACCUGUGCCACACAGAUGCUGGAGAGCAUGAUCAAGAAGCCCCGCCCCACGCGCGCCGAGGGCAGCGACGUGGCCAACGCCGUGCUGGACGGCGCCGACUGCAUCAUGCUGAGCGGGGAGACCGCCAAGGGAGACUACCCCCUGGAGGCCGUGCGGACCCAGCACAUGAUCGCCCGGGAGGCGGAAGCGGCCACCUUCCACAGGCAGCUGUUCGAGGAGCUCCGCCGCUCGACGCAGCUGACGCGCGACCCCUCCGAGGCGGCCGCCAUCGGCGCGGUGGAGGCCGCCUUUAAGUGCUGCGCCAGCGCCAUCAUCGUGAUCACCAAGACCGGCAGGUCCGCCCACCUGAUCUCCAGGUACCGGCCCCGCGCGCCCAUCAUCGCCGUGACCCGUAACGGGCAGACGGCCCGGCAGUGCCACCUGUACCGCGGCAUCUUCCCCGUGCAGUACACCAAGCCCGCCCACGACGUGUGGGCCGAGGACGUGGACCUCCGCGUCAACUUCGCCAUGGAGAUGGGCAAGGCGCGAGGGUUCUUCAAGGAGGGCGAUGUGGUCAUCGUUCUGACGGGCUGGCGCCCGGGCUCCGGAUACACCAACACCAUGCGCGUGGUCCCCGUCGUCUGAGCCACGCCUCCUGAGGACCACGCCCGCGCUGGCCCCUCUCCUCUCUCCUCCCACCCUCCUCGCCCCCCCAACGCAGUCUCUUACUGCUAGGUCACUCACUCACACGUCUGUAUAGUUUAGACAAUCUAGGCAAAGGAAACGCAAACCCCCCUGGCCUCUUCCAAAGAGCACCAGGAGGGGCGCGGCUUAACUAACCAAACAUGAUUUUCCGUUGGUCCCCCAAGUUCGUCUCAUCUAGGUGUGUUCUUCCAGCUCCCUCCCACCAGCUCCAGGGCACUUCUACACAUUGCUGGAAGCUGUAUUUAUUUAGAGGAGAACCUCCGUACCGCUAAACGAAACAGAAAGCGCUUCGGUCCAGACGUUCGUCUGUAACGGCUCCCGCUCUCGUUCGACGAAGGCGGCAGACCUUCCUAGAGUUGCUCCUGUACCUUCUACUUUUGUAGAAAAGCCACUUACAAAAAAUUGGCUCUUCUACCCAUAACAUGAACAAAUUGUGGCUUCUUAAAGGAGAGCUCCUCUUAUUGGCUGUUGCCCUUCGGUCAUUUUUGAUUCUUUUGGCUUUUUCAUUUUUUUGUUAAACGGAGCGUUGUGUGCUGUCAGUUUCUGUCUCUGUGUUGUGUUCAGUAUAACCGCUUUUGCUGUACUGCGCUGUACUUUACGUGUUGCGUUCCCUAACUGCUGUAGACACUGUGUUACACUCAUGUUACUCUGCGUUAUACUUGACUUCAGCGAAUGAUGAAUACGGUGGGCAUUCGACAUGUUAUUUUCUAAGCGAGUGAUUUAAAAAAAAAUAUGUAUAUUAAUGUUGGAUACCCAUGCUAAGUUACUAAGUCCGUGUGUGCGUUGUAAGAAGAAAGCAUUUGAAAGCCCUUAGAUUUAUUAAAAGUGUUUUUUGUUGUUGUUUUUUUUUUCUUUGGUCAAAGACCUACAUUGGCACUAAAGAACCACUGCUUUGUUGCGAGCCGCUCGACGGUUCGGUCGAGUUGAAAAUGGAAGCGGGCGAUCCAUUUGAUGUGUCGAUCCGUGACGCACUUUGCGAAGCCCAGCACUUUGAAUGGUUUUAUUAUUUUUUUUUAGAAAGGGGUUGGAGGGGGUGGGAUGACCACCGCCCCCCUCCUCAGUCCCACAGGAAGCAGGGUAGAGCCCCUCCCCUCUCCUCUCCUCUCACAUUCCUUCCCUCCCUUCUUCUCCUCGCAAACCCGCCGAUUCUCUCUCUCUCUCUCUCUCUCUCUCUCGUCCCCCUCGUCUGCUGGUGACCUAGAUCAGUGUCUGUGUGUCCCUUCCGUCACCAACGUCGCUUCUCUGAUUGUGAUGCUAGAUUUGAGAAAUCUAACGAUAUGCUAAAGGGUAAUACGAUGUUAUAAAUCUGGUGUACCGAGUUGUCCCGCACGGCUGGAAUUUCCAUCAAUAAAAGAGAUGAGCACCUGA
This is a messenger RNA of Anguilla anguilla (European eel), 3212 nucleotides long. RefSeq names its product pyruvate kinase M1/2a (gene pkma). The record is from RefSeq and is a predicted model, not a curated record. The coding region runs from base 186 to 1784 and encodes 532 amino acids. Gene Ontology annotation, molecular function: magnesium ion binding; potassium ion binding; pyruvate kinase activity. Gene Ontology annotation, cellular component: cytoplasm. Lineage: Eukaryota; Metazoa; Chordata; Actinopteri; Anguilliformes; Anguillidae. Gene Ontology annotation, biological process: glycolytic process. The transcript is spliced from 11 exons.